Messenger RNA from Hemibagrus wyckioides, 8942 nucleotides. RefSeq names its product desmoplakin a (gene dspa). The transcript is spliced from 24 exons. Gene Ontology annotation, biological process: skin development; wound healing; intermediate filament cytoskeleton organization. The coding region runs from base 344 to 8407 and encodes 2687 amino acids. NCBI's taxonomy places the organism in Eukaryota, Metazoa, Chordata, Actinopteri, Siluriformes, Bagridae. The record is from RefSeq and is a predicted model, not a curated record. Gene Ontology annotation, molecular function: structural molecule activity; protein binding. Gene Ontology annotation, cellular component: intercalated disc; cytoplasm; intermediate filament.
CAAGAAGCAAAAAUAUAAGAGCAGUGUGACGUCAUCGUCUAAUACAAAAAUUAUAACUGAAAUCAAGGGCUUUUGUGCUUUUAACACUGCUUUUGUAAAAUCCCAGUUUCACUCAAACACACACACACAGAUAUACGGGCAGUGCCUUAAACCCCGCCCCCUGGGCUGUAUCCCGGCCGCAGGAGUGUGUCAACUUCUUCCGCGAUCGGGAGCCGAGAGGAGAAGUGCGCACUUCUGUCACACACACACCCCGAGUGGACACACACUCCAAACUUUCUGAUUUUGGACUUUAUUCCGUUCGAGUUGCAAUUGCAGUAAAUCAAGGAACCAGCGCGCGGUCACGAUGAGCGCGCACGGAACACCGUCCUCGCGCUUCCCCACCAUGUCGCGCGGACCGAGUAUGCGCGUGAGCGACCCGAUGUUCAUGUCCGGUAAUGGCUACCAGUCGGACCUGAGUGAGAACAUCGUCCAGCAGCAGCGCUACAGCACUUACAGUGGGAACACUUUAGGUGGAAACACUUUCGGUGUGAACACUUACACCAUGAAGAGCGGUAUGGGAAGCAUGAUGCCCUCACAGCAGAAUAGCCAGAUGGUAUAUAAUCGCUGCAUGAGUAACCUUGAGAAGGCCCAAAUGCUACUGGAACAAGGAGCACCUCGGAGUGAAUUUGAUCAGGCGAUGAUGAAGGCUGACGCAGAAAUAAAGCAGCUUCAUCAGCUUGCAGUGGAAGCGAAGAACUUCGGCCAAUCUCCAGACUUCAUCCUCAGAGGUCUGGAUGAAUGCAAAUUAUUUUUCACAGAUCUUGUAUCCAGUGCAGGAAGAGUUACAUCGCACCAGCACCGUGGCAACACGAGCAGAGAAGAAUACAGCAUCAGCCUAACUGACGCCUUCGGCUGGAUCAACCAACAGAAACGUCUGAUUGAGACAGCACCAUUUGGUGAUGAUGCUGAGACCAUUGAGAAGCAGAUCACAAACCACAGCAGGUUCCACAACUCCAUCCAGAGGAGUGGAGAAGUGCAGAGAGCCAGAGAUGAACUGGUGCAAUUAGGAGAUAAGGCGAAUAUCCAUUCUCUGGAUCAUGAAUGGGACACAUUACAGAAAAUGUCUCACACCCGGAUGAGUCAGCUACGGGAAAUGCAGAGCGUCAUCUCCGACAUCUCUCAGGCCAUCAUGUGGGUGAACGAGAGAGAGGAGGAGGAGCUGAUGUUCGACUGGGGUGACAAAAACAUCGACAUCUACAUCCCCAAGAAACAGGAGAGCUAUUCGCGGCUGAUGAGUGAACUGGAGGGAAAAGAGAAGGAGCUGAACAAGUUGAAAUCCAGAGUGGAUCAGCUGCUGAAGAGCAAUCACCCUGCAUCAGAUAAGAUAGAGGCCUACAUGGAGACACUGCAGACUCAGUGGAGCUGGAUGCUGCAGAUCACAAACUGCAUUGACAUCCACCUGAAGGAAAACGCUGCCUACAGCCAGUUCUUUAAGGAGGCAAAUGAGACGUACACCAAACUCCAGAAAGAUGACGAGAACCUUCGCAAGAAAUUCACUUGCAAUAAAUCUACGCCUCUGGAGUCUCUGACUGAACUGCUGAAAAACCUGGAGAAGGAGAAGGAGAGGCUGAUGGAGAAUAAGAGACAGGUACAGACCCUGGUGAACAAGUCGAAGAACAUUGUGUGUCUGAAACCUCGAAACCCAGAACAUAGGUCCAGCAACAGAGUGGUAGUAAAGGCACUGUGUGACUUUAAACAGGACCAGAAGGGUAUUCUGAAAGGGAACGAGGCAUUACUAAGUGAUAACUCUGAGCGCAGUAAAUGGCAGGUGAUCGGUCCUGGAGGAUUGCAGAUGUCCAUCCCCUCUGUGUGUCUCAUUGUCCCUCCACCAAACCCACUCUGUGUUGACCUGGCCAGCAAGAAUGAGAAGUAUUAUGAAGCCGUCAUGGGUAUCUGGAACCAACUGUUUAUCAACAUCAAGAGUCUGAUCUCCUGGCAGUACUGUCUGAAUGACAUCAAGAAGAUCAACUCGCUGACCAUCAGCAUGUUGUCUCAGAUGAAGCCUGAGGAGUACAGGCGCAUCAUCAAGAAUCUGGAGUAUAACUACGAGGAGUUUCGGCGUCUCAGUCAACAGUCCAACCUGUUCGAAGAUGCGGAUCAGAGGAAGAUGGCCACAGAUUAUGCCAAUGCACAGACACAUUAUGACACCAUCAUCACCAAGACACAGCCUCCCAUCAUUAAUGUGGUGGAGGUGGACACAUCCAAGAAGAAUACAUCCAAACAAACACAAAACUUGCUGACCCUCACACACACACUGCGGCGCAGGCUGGAGGCGGCCGAGGGAGGACUGAGCCAACACCUCCACGUCCCACUGAGGGACAACAGUGUACAAGAGUGUACACAGAGACUGCAGCUACUGCAGGGUGUCCACCAUGACCUGAGCUCCAUCCGUGAUGAGUAUCUGCAUCUGAGAGAGUUGGUGAUAAAGCAGGAAGCAAGCGCUGACCCAGAGCACGCCAAAUUCCUCCGGGCUGAACUGGACCUCAUCAACCAGAAACUGAGCAGUUUACAGAGUUACUCCAAGUCUUACCUGCAGAGACUUACUGCUCUGAGAGCUCUCCUGCAGAACAUCACACGUGCUGAAGACAUCAUUAAAGUUCAUGAAGCUCGACUAACAGAGAAAGAGACUAGCUCUCUGGACCAGGGAGAACUUCAGGACUACCGUAAAACACUCAAGAACAUGAAGGUGGACCUAGACCAGAAAAAGGAGGUUCUGGGUGCGAUGGAGGCGGACCUGGACCAGGCUUUCCACUGGAAUAGUCAAAUUGAUCAAAACUUCCACCAGUGUGACGUGGACCUGAGCAAGUUCUCGGAUCUGGUGAAGCAAAUGAACAGCCGCUGGAACCGCAUCAUCACCCAGAUCAACACCAGGCUGAAUGAUCUGGAGAAACAGGAGAAGCAGCUGAUUCAGUAUAAACAGAACAGUUCAAACAUCAACCAGUGGAUUGACCAAACAGCUCACCACCUGGACAAACUGCAGAGCUACAAACUGACCACAGUGCAGGACCUGAGUGACCAUCUGAACCAACACAAGACACUGCACUCUGAGAUCAAGGGGAAAAAGGACAAAGUGGAUGACAUGCAGAAGGACGCAAACACCUGUGCUUCCUCCAUAAAGGAUUAUGAGCUGGAACUGGCGUCCUACAGCGCUGGACUGGAGACGCUGCUGAACAUUCCCAUCAAGAGGACCAUGCUGCAGUCCCCAGCCACCGUCCUCAGCCAAGAGGCUGCAGAUGUUCAGUCUAGUUAUAUCGAGCUGCUGACUCGCUCCACAGAUUACUACAAGUUCCUCACUGAGAUGCAGAGGAACAUGGAGGAGCUAAAGAUACGAAACACUAGAAUUGACGUUCUGGAGGAAGAGCUGAGGCGUCUGAAGGAUGAACUGCAGGAUCGUGCACAGAAGAACAGAUCCCUGGAGGAAAUCUUGGCCCGUUUCAAACUGGAACUCUCCCAGUCUAAGGAACAGUUAAUUUCUAUGGAGGAAGUGAAGAGCACUGAGGCCUUGAGGUACCACGCAGCUAAGGAGAACCUGGACACCACUCAAAAUCAGCUGAAAGACCUAAAUGACCAGGUGUCACGGCUUACUCUGCUUAUUGAGGAGGAGAAACGUAAGCGAAGGCUAGCUGAGGAGCGUUACACCAGCCAACAACAGGAGUACGAAGUGGUCAUCCGCAAGAGACAGAAAGAGCUGGAUGAACUUAACUGGUCCAAGAUCGAAUUUGAGAAGGCCAUCAAGGACAAGGAGCGGGAGAUUGAACGUCUGAAGAUGCAGUUGGAGGACGAGGCCUCUCGGCGCCGGUCGGCGGAAUCUGAAACUGCUAAGGUAAGAAACCAGUUCAACCAGGAGCUCAGUACUCUAAAACAAACGUAUGAGUCCGAAAUCCACGUCACAAAAACCACCGUGCUGAAGGACAUGCAGCAAAAGGAGGAAGACACCGUUACCCUGAAGCUGCAGCUGGAGAGACUUGUGGAUGAGAAACGGAAUCUUGAAGAGGAGCUCAGGCGGCUUCAGUUGUCCAUCAGCCAAAUGGAAGAAGCCAGAAAGAGAGCCGAGCAGGAAGUGCACCAGGAAAGAUCCACAGGAACAGAGGAAACCAGAAGGCGAAAGGAACUUGAGAUACACAUUCAAACCAUCACACGACAGAGGACUGAAGUUGAGACGAGGUACAAAGAUGAAAUCGCACAGGCCAACAAUAGAAUGCAAGAAAAGGCCCGCCAGAUUUCAGUCCUCACUCAGAACCUGGAUGACGAGACUCGGAAGAGAAGAGCUCUGGAACAAGAGAACCAAAGACUUCGCCAGUCGGAGGCAGACUUGCUUGCCAAGCACUCGUCCUCUCUGGAACUCAUUAACAAGCUCAAAAUCACAGAGAAAGAGACUAACCUUAUUCGUGUAGAGCUGGAGAAGCAAGCAAGUGAAAAAGGAAAAGUGGAGCAGAGUGCUGCCAGGAUGCAGACUCGCAUUGUAGAUUUGCAGAAAAUGUUAGAAAACCUGGAGACUGAGCUGGAGAAAGAGAGAAAAGGCAACCAGGAUGAACUUACCAGGAGAAAGAGGAUAGAAGCUGAGCUGGAAAGGGUGAAUCAGUUGUGCAGAGAGUACACAAGUACCAUUAACACUCUCCGUGUCCAUAAGGAAGAGGAGAGUGCCACCAGCCGAAGACAUGAACAGGACCUCCGCCGUCUCCAGGAGGAGCUGGACAGAAGUCGGAAGGAGCACACGGUAACUUCUGAUAACCUCUCCAGGCUGACGGCCGAGCUGAAGGCCUUGCAGCAGCAGCUGAUUCAAGAGCAGGCCCGUGUCCGAGAGGUCAACCAACGCAACGAGAGUCUGUACAAGACCAUAGAAGAGAAGAGCCGAGCGCUAAAUGAAUGCACCUUGGAAAUUGAGAAGCUGAAGAGUCUUACUCAAAACCUCACCAAGGAAAGGCUGAGGUUAGAGGAGGAGCUGAGGAACGUACGCCAGGAACGGGAUGAUUUACGCAGCAACAAAAACAGCAACGAGAGUGAACAUAUGGCCCAAAUCUCAGCCAUACAACUCCAGCUUCAGAGCUCAAAUAAGCGAAGCCUAGAUCUCCAGGGCCACAUUAAUGAGCUGACAAAAGAGAGGGAAAAUUUAAAGGCGGAAAUAGCCAAAAUCCAAAAGCAAUACACGGAGACAUCACUGAUGAUCCACGAGUCUCAGACACACUACAAGGAGAUCCUACAAGAGAGGGAUAGUCUCCUGGCCAAGCUUAAAUUGCUGGAAAUGGACAAAGGGAAGCAGCAGCGUUCCGAAGAAGAGCUGAGCCGCAUCAAGCUGUCACUAGAAUCAGAGCUGCGUCAGAAGCAGCGCCUGCAGGAGGAAAUUGACAAAAUCCGUAAAGAUUUUAACUACUGGAAAAGCCAAUAUGAGAUAAAGGAAGGUCAGAUUAAACAGUGCCAGGCAGAUAAAGACAAGGCAGAGAGAGACAGGGCUUCACUGCACAGUGAGAUCACAAAACUGACUGCUGAGCUCAGAAGCGUGGAGGAACGCUACCGGAGUCGGAUACAGCGCUCCGAGUUUGAAGUAUCUGAACUCACCCGCAAGCGAGAGGCUCUGGAAAUGGAGCUGCGGAAGCUGCAACAACGUCCAGUUGGCUUCAAUAGGCAGACUCAGACAGAUGAGAACGUGGCCACAGUUGACCCAUCAAAGCUUGUUUUUGAUGGCAUUCGCAGAAAGGUCACAGCUCACCAGCUGUGUGACUGUGGGAUCAUCGAUAAAGCUACCCUUGAUAAGCUGCUGAAGGGCCAGAUCACAGUGUCAGAUGUUUCAGUGGGAAUUCAGUCCAGUCUUAAGGGUACAGGUGUUAUUGCAGGUGUUCAGAAAGAUUCCCAGGGCAGAAUGCCAAUCGCAGAAGCUAAAAGUAAGAACAUUCUGAGUUCACAUAGUGCCAUAAUGUUGCUGGAAGCUCAAGCUGCCACUGGCUACAUGAUUGAUCCAAAGUUUAAUGAGAAGAUGCCAGUAGACACGGCCUGCUCAAGAGGUAUUGUUGAUACUGAGGACAGGGACGUUCUCGUUACAGCUGAGGCUGCUUGCACGGGGUUCAAGGAUCCGUUCACAGGAAAACUCUUGUCCGUUGGACAGGCAUGCAAGAAAGGUCGACUUGACAAGGAGAAGGCCAUUCGAUUGCUCCAGGCUCAAGAAGCAGUGGGAGGUAUAAUUGACCCUGUGCUAAGCGUAUUUCUACCCAAAGAUGUUGCCUUAGACCGUGGCUUGAUUGAUGAAGAGCUUUAUCGUGCACUAAACAAAAAGCCAGCUUGUUAUAUCGAUCCAACAACUGCAGAGAAGAUCAGCUACGGUGAUUUGAGGAGGAAGUGUAUCACAGAACCUGCAAAUGGCCUUCUUCUGCUCUCUGUGACCGAAAACUCAGAUUUUGUUAAAGGAAUCCGUGGCAAUGUCUCACUUACUGAGCUUGUAAACUCCAGCCUUAUUACAGAGGGAGAUUUGGAGCAGGUGAAACGAGGCCUGCUCACAACUAAAGAUAUUGAAAAUAGGCUCAAGAUGUACUUAUCUGGCUCUGGCUGCAUUGCUGGCAUUUAUGAUGAGGCUCAGGAUAGAGUCCUGCCUUUCUACCAGGCCAUGAAAGAAAAUCUUCUCCGUCCAGGAACGACGUUGGAGCUUCUGGAAGCCCAGGCUGCCUCUGGCUUCAUGAUUGAUCCGGUCAAUAAUGUCUACCUGACAGUGGAGGAUGCAUGGAAGAGAGGCCUAGUGGGUAAAGAAUUUAAAGAUAAACUGCUAUCUGCUGAGAAGGCUGUGACUGGUUACCGCGAUCCCAGUACAGGGCAACUCAUCUCACUCUUUCAGGCUAUUGAGAAAGAGCUUAUUGAAAAGGGGCAUGGAAUUAGGCUUCUGGAGGCUCAGAUAGCCAGCGGUGGCAUCAUCGAUCCUAAAGAGAGCCAUCGCAUUGAUGUGGAAGUGGCUUACCGAAGAGGUUACUUUGACCGUGAGAUGAAUGAAAUUCUGACAUAUGAAGGUGAUGAUACAAAGGGCUUCUUUGACCCAAACACUCAUGAAAAUCUCACUUAUCUGCAGCUCCAGAAGAGAUGUAUCAAGGACCCCAGGACCAGUUUGCUUCUGCUGCCUCUGAAGGACAAAAACAAGCAGAAGCAGCAGUCAAGCCAAAAGAACACCCUUCGCAAGAGGAGAGUGGUGAUCGUAGACCCCGACACAGGCAAAGAGAUGUCUGUUCGUGAGGCUUAUCACAGAGAGCUGAUUGACUAUGACACUUUCCUGAAUCUUUCGGAACAAGAGUGCGAGUGGGAGGAGAUCACCAUCACAGAUUCAGCUGGCAAGACUCGACUCGUUAUUGUUGACCGUAAAACAGGUACACAGUAUGAUGUCCAGGACUCCCUAGACAAGGGCCUAAUUAAGAAAAGUGCCUUAGACCAGUACCGCUCAGGAACCCUCACGCUCACCCAGUUUGCUAAUCUCUUUUCAAGCAGAGGCACAGGUUCUGAGCUUUCCAUCUGCACCAGCAUUCCAGAAGAUGUUACGACCUGCAGUAGCCCCACUGAAGUUACACCAUCUUCUCCAACCGUCCGCAAACGCUUUGCUAGUGUUUCCAUCACUCUCUCCCCUCCUUCUGAUAUACUGGAUGACCAGAGCCCUGUGGCAGCCAUCUUUGACUCAGAAACCUUGGAGAAGAUCACAAUAAAUGAAGCUCUGCGUCGUGGAAUAGUCGAUACCAUCACGGCGCAGCGGCUCCUGGAGGCCCAGGCAUGCACUGGAGGUGUCAUAAACCCUGCCACUGGCAAGAGGCUCUCUCUGCAAGAUGCUGUACAUCAGAGCAUCAUUGAUGAGGAAAUGGCCAACAAGCUCAAACCAGCUCAGAAAGCUUACUUUGGAUAUGAGGACAUAAAGACCAAAAGGAGAAUGUCUGCUGCAGAGGCCAUUAAAGAGAAAUGGUUGCCAUACGAGGCUGGGCAGAGGUUCCUGGAAUUCCAGUACCUGACUGGAGGACUGCUGGAACCUGAAAGUGGUAAGAGAAUCAGCAUUGAAGAAGCCAUACGAAGAGGAUGGCUGGAUGGUAAAGGAGCCCAGAAGCUGCAGGACACAAGAAACUACUUGAAGAGCCUCACCUGCCCUAAAACUAAGCUGAAGAUUUCAUAUAAAGAGGCGAUGGACAACUGCAUGGUGGAAGAGAACAACGGAAUGAAGAUGCUCCAAGCCACAUCUAUGUCCACCAAGGGAAUCAGUAGCCCCUAUAAUAUCCCCUCUGGACCCAACUCCCGCUCUGGGUCUAGAGCCGGAUCCCGUGGAAGCUCCAGGAGCGGAUCCCGGCGAGGCAGCGUGGAUUACACCUCCUCUACUUACACUUACAGCUCUACCACUUCUUAUACUUCCUUCCCUUAACAUCUUCAAACAUGCGUCUGUAAGGGCUAAUCAUUUUUCCGUAUGCAACUACCACAUAUUCCACAUAUAAAUAUAUAUAUCAAACACUAUUAGAUUAAACUAGGGUUUGGGAAUAUUAUACAGGACUCUCAUGGAUUAUGGAUUAUCAGUUACCUAAUCAGCUUUCUUUGGGUUAUUAGAUUAUUAUUCUAUCAGAUUAUUAAACUUAUCAUUUUUAGGUGCUUGUUUAUCUGUCCUGCAUUUUUAAUCAGUAGAUUUUUACUUUGACUUUAUACAUUAAAAAAUUCACAUAAAAAAAUCACAUGUAUUGAAAUAUCCAGAAAAUGUUUUAUUUUCCUAGUUAUUUGGAACUUGAUUGAAGAGUUUUACAGAAUUAGAAUUUCUACAAUCAGAGAAAUUAAUUAGAGUAACUUUAUUAUCAGGGUAAAUGAGUAUAUCUUUUUAUAAAUAGAAUUUGAAGAAAGUCAAAACACUGUUUGUACUAACCAAAGAUGACCAAUGAUAAAUAAACGUACUUUCCACCUGUUUGGUGUAA